AUGCUUUUCCUCCCAGCUGCUGCUCUGUGCUGUCUGUGUUCAGCCCUGGUUGCCAUGGCAGCAGAUCUGACCCAGGACCAGUUAACAUGGACCAGGAGAGUUGGUCAAACAGUCUCCUUCAGAUGUGAAGGAACUGGCCAGUGUAGUUUUAAUGAUGUAUACUGGUACCAGAAGAAAGAAACAGAAACAUUCAAACGGAUUCUUCGUAUUAAUAAAAGCAAUGGUCGAAUCAACAAAGGCUAUAAUCAUCCUCAGGAAGAUGAUUUCUCAUCUGUGAAUAAACAGAACAGUUGGGAGCUGGAGAUAAAGAAAGUUAAAGUCGAUCAUUCAGCCUCCUACUACUGCUCCUGUCUGGAGACCUGUCCAGGCGGCGAUGAGUACUACAUCUUUGGCUCUGGAACUAAACUGCAUGUAACAGAUGAGCGGGUAGUGAAGCCCGUGGUGAGCGUGUACCCAGCAGCAUCCAGACCCAACCAGGAGGGGAAGAGCUCCCUGCUGUGCCCGGGCCCCUCAUCCAUGUUUCCUCCUGAGGUCCAGUUCUCCUGGAAAAGACAGAAGAAGGGCGGCUCUCUGGAGGAUCUGACCUCUGCUCAGGGAGAUCAGCUGGAGCUCAGAGAGUCAGGACACAGAGCCUCCAUCAGACUGGUGGAUACAGAUGAUCUGUACAUGUAUACACAUUACUGUUACAUCGAGCAUGAGGGGGGCACAGUGAACACUACUAUUGAAGAAAAAGUGGAGGACAGAGUGGAGGCCCAAACACAUCAAGGGGUUCCAGCUCCAGCAGCCUCCUGCCUCCAGAGAGAGAGCCAGCAGAAGCUGCUCUGUCUGCUGUACACAGUGCUGAUAGUGAAGAUUUCUGGUGUCUGCUGUGGACUCUCUCUGCUGACGAGCCUCACAAACAAGGAACCGUCCACCAGCUCCACACAUGCUGACUGA
This is a messenger RNA of Mugil cephalus (flathead mullet), 936 nucleotides long. Its product is annotated as immunoglobulin lambda-1 light chain-like. Bases 1 to 936 code for a protein of 311 amino acids. Lineage: Eukaryota; Metazoa; Chordata; Actinopteri; Mugiliformes; Mugilidae. The record is from RefSeq and is a predicted model, not a curated record. The transcript has 7 exons.